ACAGACACAGAAGAACUACAAAAACAAAUAAAAUACAUUUUUAAAAUCUGUAGCCUCACAAAGCUAAAAUAAAUAUUCUGCUAAAAUGUUUAAUCAGGAUCCAUAAUAUGUUUAAGUCACCACUCUGAAAUAAAAAUGUCUAAAGUAUAGGAAUGAUGUAAACAGUAGAAGACUCUCAUGCAGCAAGUGAAUACAAAUAUGUAGCACCUCCCUUGCUGUUUAGAGCUGAAACUGAGAGCAUUGAUCCUUAUAGCUGCUGAUAGGUUUUUAGUGCAGGGAGUUCACAUAAAGAGAACAACUCCCCAACUAUAAGAGAGCCUGUAUGGGAGGACUUACAGGUAGGAGCAGCAGCAGCAGCACAUCCAUUUGUUCCUGAAAGGAAGCACAUUUUGAGAAUUAAUUCUACAUAGAAAAAUGCCUGAAGGUUACCUAAACCUAAACGAGACAUUAUCAUCUGUUACAAAAAACACUGCUCAUCUCAGAUUCUCAAAUGGCAGCGAUGCUUUGUACCAGGAAGAAAGUGCAGAUUUAUCCCCGAGGCUAGAAGUAUUGGCAACAAUUUCUAUCACAUAUGCUGUGAUCAUUUCAGUCGGUCUCCUUGGGAACACCAUACUUAUUAAAGUAUUUUUUAAAGUCAAAUCCAUGCAAACAGUGCCCAAUAUUUUUAUUACCAGCCUUGCUUUUGGGGACCUGCUUCUUUUGCUGACAUGCGUUCCAGUGGACGCCUCUCGUUACAUGGUGGACACAUGGUUGUUUGGAAGAAUGGGCUGCAAGAUAUUAUCCUUCAUACAGCUGACUUCGGUUGGAGUGUCGGUCUUUACUUUGACUGUCCUCAGUGCUGAUAGGUACAGAGCUAUUGUGAAGCCACUGGAACUGCAGACAUCAGAUGCUGUUUUGAAGACAUGUGGCAAGGCUGCUUGUGUCUGGAUUAUCUCCAUGCUACUUGCUGCCCCUGAGGCAGUGUUUUCGGAUUUGUAUGAAUUUAGUAGCCCUGACAAAAAUACAUCCUUUAAAGCUUGCGCCCCUUAUCCUGUUUCUGAAAAGCUAAUGCAAGAGACACAUUCCCUGAUGUGCUUCUUAGUGUUCUAUAUUGUUCCCUUGUCUAUAAUCUCAGCAUAUUACAUACUCAUUGCAAAAACUCUAUACAAAAGUACAUUCAACAUGCCCGCUGAGGAACACACCCAUGCUCGUAAACAGAUUGAAUCUCGAAAAAGAGUGGCAAAAACUGUGCUUGUGUUGGUGGCCCUCUUUGCAUUUUGCUGGCUUCCUAACCACAUUCUCUACUUGUACCGAUCCUUUACGUAUCACUCAGCAGUGAAUUCGUCCAUGCUUCACCUGUCAGCCACAAUUUUUGCAAGGAUUUUGGCUUUUAGCAAUUCCUGUGUCAACCCCUUUGCACUUUAUUGGCUUAGCAGAAGCUUUAGGCAGCAUUUUAAAAAACAGGUUUACUGCUGCCCAGAGCAGCCUCUCCAGUCACAACCAAGCCCAACUCACAGCAGUACAACAACUGGCAUUGCAGCUACUAAGGGAAAUAUGCAGAUGUCUGAAAUUAGCUUCACUUUACUGAGUGGCUAUGAAAUAAAGAAAGAAAGUGACAGCAUUAGUCUAAAUGAUAGCAGAUAACUCAUCAUAUCAAAUGUGUUAACUCUUUCUUUCCUGGAAGUAGUAGUUGAGUUUUAUAAAAAAAAAGAGAAAAUACCCACAUUAGCUAAUAAGAUAAUACCUAGAUUAAAGGAGAAGGAAAGGUACAAUCACUGGGGGGGGGAUGCCAAAAUAUUAGGCGCGCCCCCCCAGUGAUUGUAAUCGCUUAUCUAAUACCCUGGUUUGGUGAAAGCUGCACCAGUCCAGGAUAGCUGCGAGCGAGUGUCUCCUCUUCCUUCUUCUGUCUUUGCACUGAUUGUGCAUGUGCAGUAGAGUGAAAAGCCGAACUUUAACAAAACAUCCAGCUAUUUCACUCUACUGUGCCUGUGCCAGCCCCGGGAUUCCAAAGAUAGACGAGUGAAGAAAGAGGAUCGCUUGUUCACAGCUACCUCGAGCUGGUGCUCCUGUAAGGGUAAGAGAUUACAAUUACAGUGGGGUGCAUAACAUUUUGGCACCC
Messenger RNA from Xenopus tropicalis (tropical clawed frog), 2098 nucleotides. RefSeq names its product bombesin like receptor 3 (gene brs3). The record is from RefSeq and is a predicted model, not a curated record. Gene Ontology annotation, biological process: neuropeptide signaling pathway; signal transduction; G protein-coupled receptor signaling pathway. The coding region runs from base 415 to 1623 and encodes 402 amino acids. Gene Ontology annotation, cellular component: membrane; plasma membrane. Gene Ontology annotation, molecular function: G protein-coupled peptide receptor activity; G protein-coupled receptor activity. Lineage: Eukaryota; Metazoa; Chordata; Amphibia; Anura; Pipidae. The transcript is spliced from 3 exons.